Elephantulus edwardii (Cape elephant shrew) is the source of this 2562-nucleotide messenger RNA. It is a transcript of the gene THSD1, whose product is annotated as thrombospondin, type I, domain containing 1. Gene Ontology annotation, cellular component: cell periphery. The record is from RefSeq and is a predicted model, not a curated record. NCBI's taxonomy places the organism in Eukaryota, Metazoa, Chordata, Mammalia, Macroscelidea, Macroscelididae. Bases 1 to 2562 code for a protein of 853 amino acids. The transcript is spliced from 4 exons.
AUGAAACAAAUGUUGAAAGACUUUUCAAAUCUAUUGUUGGUGGUGCUCUGUGACUAUGUUCUUGGAGAGGCUGACUAUCUGCUCUUGGGAGAGCCAGGCCAUGUAGCACUAAGCAACCACACGGUGUCUGUGGAGUUUCAGCAUUUUGGUGGCGCUAACGGGACCCUGAGGAAUGUAUCCAUCCUGCUGUUGGAGGCCAGAACCAACCAGACUGUUACCACCAAGUACCUUCUGACCAAUCAGUCCCAGGGAACACUGGACUUUGAGUGCUUUUAUUUCAGAGAAGCUGGUGACUACUGGUUCAUGAUGUCUCUAGAAAGAGCGGACAAUAACACUGUACUCCCUUCAUGGAAGAAGAGUGCCUUCCUGAAGGUGGAGUGGCCAGUCUUUCACAUCGACUUAAACAGAAGCACCAAUGCAGCGGAAGGCACCUUUCAGGUGGGCCUUUCUACCGGUCAGCCACUGUGUGCGUUCCCUGCCGACAAGCCUGGCAUCUUGGUGGAGGUCACCUUCACCAACAGUCUUCCUGAGACAAGAACAAGUCAGGGACAACCCCUGGAAAUAAGAUCCAGCAAAAGGACAGAGCUCUGUCAAGAUCAGUGGCUGGAGUUUGGCUGUGCACCUGUGGGGCCAAAAGCCUAUGUCACUGUGGUGCUGAAGCCGCUUGGCUGGGACUCGGUCAUUUCCUCUGCUGGACCCAUUGACCUGGCUCAGAAAUUUGGAUACAAACUGGUGAUGGUGCCAGAACUGACUUGCGAGUCUGUGGUGGAGGUGAUGGUGAUGCCUCCACCUUGUGUCUUUGUCCAGGGAGUGAUGGCUGUCUUCAAGGCGGCCCCCCGACGCCCCGGGGAGAGGCCAGUCCAGCUGGCUGAGAACAGCCUGAGUCUGGGAGAGAGGAGGACAGUAUUUAACUGCACUCUGUUUGACAUGGGGAAGAAUAAAUACUGCUUUGACUUUGGUAGCUCAAGUAGAAGCCAUUUUUCUGCAAAGGAGGAGGAGUGCAUGCUAAUUCAGAGAAAUAUAGAGACCUGGGGACUGUGGCAGCCGUGGAGCCGGUGCAGCACCAGCUGUGGCGAUGGUGUCAGGAAGCGUCUGCGCGUGUGCCUCACUUCCUUCCCCUCCAGACCCGGCUGCCCUGGGCUGUCCUCAGAAACCUCCCCGUGUUCCCUGGAGGAGUGUGACGUGUUUCAGGGGUCCAGCCCAUCUCCUCUCCAGCCCGAGGGUCCGGCGAAGCCCAGCAACGUCGUGACGGUCACGGGCAUUUCCCUGUGCCUGUUCAUCAUCGUGGCCACCGUGCUCAUCACGCUGUGGAGGAAGUUUGGCCGAGCCCCCAAGUGUGGCACCCCUGCUCGGCACAACUCCAUCCACUCGCCCAGCUUCCGGAAGAACUCGGACGAGGAGAACAUCUGUGAACUGAGUGAGCAGCGGGGCAGCUUCUCAGAUGGGGGAGAUGGGCCCUCGGGGAGCCCGGGGGAGGUGGGCAUCCCUUUGACCUACAGGCAGAGCGUGCCGGCCACUCCUGAGGACGACGCCUCCGGCAGCGACAGCUUCCAGUCCAGCGCCCAGAAGAUAAUCCCUCCUCUGUUUAGCUACCGCCUUGCUCAGCAGCAGCUGAAGGAGAUGAAGAAGAAAGGCCUGACAGAAACCACCAAAGUGUACCACGUGUCUCAGAGCCCCCUGACGGACACUGCUGUCGACGCGGCCUCCAGCCCCGCCUUGGACUUGGAAGGCCCAGAGGAAGUGGUGGGGAACAAGUUCCGCAUCAAAUCCCCAUUUGCAGACCAGCCUCCGGUCAGCAAUGGAGAGCGGCCCCCCUCUAGGCUGGACCUCACCUCUGCGCAGGCCAGUUGUGCAGUGAGUCCCAGCCAGACCCUCAUCCGCAAGUCACAGGCGAGGCUCGCGGGCAGCAGAGGCGGCCAGGCCGAGAGGAGCCAUGCCAGGAACUCCCACUUCAGAAGGACUGCUAGUUUUCACGAGACCAGGCAGGCCAGGCCGUUCCGUGAGAGGAGCAUGUCCACGCUGACUCCUCGGCAGGCCCCCAACUACGGCUCCCGGACUCGAACCUGGGACCAGGCGGACGACAAGGCGAGACCUCCGAGCCGAGGCACCCACCUGGUCCCUGAGAAGGUGGAGCAUUUCCAAGGAGCAGGAGGGAGCAGUGGUCUGUUAAGCCCUCUCCCCAAGGCCCACACGGUGGGACAGCCCACGAGGACACCAGACCUGGGGGGUCACCAGGCAGGGCUUGUGGUGGGAUUUGAGAGGACAGAGUCCCACAGAGCUCGGAGGGGACCGUCCCCCAGUCGCAGGAGCAUCUCAAGGAAACAGCCUUCUCCUGUUCACCCCAAAGAUAGCUACCAGAGGGCCAGCCCACUGAGUCCUUCCCAGGGUCGAAAGGACAAGUGUCAGAGCUUCCCCACGCAUCCAGAGUUCGCCUUCUAUGACAACACAUCCUUUGGCCUCUCGGAGGCGGAGCAGAGGAUGCUCGACCUCCCUGGGUAUUUUGGGUCCAAUGAAGAGGAUGAGACCACGAGCACGCUCAGUGUGGAGAAGCUGGUGGUCUGA